AUGGAAAAGAUGAGAGAGAGCUCAUGCUAGCGGCAAACUUUUUCUUAGAAGCCAUUCAACCUGCGCGCUCGAGGUAAGCAGAAACUUCGCGCGCCGCUGGACUCAUCAGACUCUUCAUUUAAUCAGUGAGUUUGGCGAACAAAAUACGACUCACCUGCGCUCUGGAGCCGCUGCUAAUGGACGUCUUCAAGCUUCUCCUGUCCGUCGUCAUGAUGAUGUCAGCGUCUGAGGGGAGACCAGAAGCAUCAGAUUCUUCCUGCCUUCCCCAGGAUAAAUAUAAAGUCAUUAAAGGUGAAGCUUUUUAUUAUGUGCCCCGCGACAUGGGCGACCCCAACCUGCCCGAUGAAAACAUUACGUGGUACAAAAACGGCCCAGAGGUCAUGAACAUCACCACAGACGAGACACACAGGAUCCAUUACCAUGGAGGAGCGCUGUUUUUCUUAAACAUCAGCGCUAACGACGCUGGUUAUUAUACUGCCAGGCACAUUGAGCCAUCAGGUGAAUGUUUCUACUAUCACCUGAAGAUCGAGGUCUUCAAUGAAGCAAGUCGAGAGAAUAUGACCUAUGGCUCAAUCCAAAACUCUGCGCAGAACAUAAACAUUCCUUGUCCGCAGCCUGUUAAAGACACAUGCAAAACAUUUAAUGGGAAAUUCACCUGGUUCAAGGGCAAGAAUCUCAUUCCUGGUGAACACAAAAAAAACCUGUGGAUAAAUGAUGCAACAAAAGAUGAUGAGGACAUCUACACCUGCUUAUGUACCUGGACUCACAACCACAUGGUGUACAAUUCUUCUGGUUCCAGGAGACUUUUUGCUUUAAAAUUAUCCAUCUUUCCAAAUGCAACAAUUGUCUCUCCCACCAGCAAGGAGCUGUUUGCUGAUGAAGGUUCCAGCAUGAAGCUGAACUGCACUGUUUACUGUGGGAUCAAUGCAGAACGGGAGUGUGAGGCCACCUGGUUGAUCAAUGGAAAACCAGCAAAGCAGAAGGACGGAUACAACGAAACCACCAAGUUAGAGAUAGAGGAUGCUUCAAAGAGAACCUUCUGCACAGCGAUCCUGACCAUCUUCAGGGUUUCAGCAGAAGAUUUCCAGUAUAAGUUUAAAUGUCAGGGCUCAAACUUUUAUAAGACGAACUCUUCAACUCUGACUCUGAAGCAAAGAGAGUCCAUCAUCCCCCUCAUCAUUUCAUGGAUGUGUGUGUUGCUGAUUGCUGCGCUCGCCGCUGUGCUGGUGAAGUAUUUUGCCAUCGACCUCGCUCUGUUGUUCAGGCCCUAUUUCCUUCCAGGAAGACGCAGUGAAGACAUGAAGAUGUACGAUGCCUACGUUGUUUAUCAGACACAGAGCUUAGACAAGGAGACGGAAGACAAACUGUCCGACUUUGUCACAAAGACUCUGCCCUCUGUGCUUGAAGACAAGUGUGGAUAUCAACUCUUCAUCCAGGGAAGAGACGACAUACCCGGGGAAGAUCGUGUGGAGCAGGUUGAGAGCUGCAUCGAGCAGAGCAGGAGGCUGAUGGUCAUCCUGACACCAGGAUCAGGACCAGAGAUGAUGGAAAAUCCCACCUCAGACCAAACCUCAGUGAUUGGAUUUGACUGGCAGGUCGGGCUUCACCACGCGCUGGUGCAGAGGGACAUGAGUGUGAUUCUGAUUCAGCUCGGAGAGAUGGGCCCAGGAGGUUACGGGCGCCUUCCUCCAGGCCUGCAGCACCUGAUCCGUCAGAGCGCCCCCAUCAGGUGGUCGAAGGGCUCUCGGACAGCCUCCAAGUGGAACUCGCGCUUCUGGAAGAGAGUGCGAUACCUGAUGCCUGCCAGACCCGCCAGAAAACGUGAUUCGUCUGCCAUCAUCUAAAACCGCUGAGCUUUGAAAUGUGAAUAUGGAAAAUUAAAUUGAAAUGGCGGACGGGUUCUCGACAACGAAUAAAGAGGAAGGACUUUAUUAGAAGUCCUUCAUAAAAUCCUUUUCCAAGCACAAUAAUAAAACAUUGCAUUUUACCCAAACUCAGCAAAGGUUUGAAUAACUAAGUAGUUCAAAUAAAGACUAUUAUUCGACAACAAGAUGAAAAGAACAAAAACCAAAUGAAAAGCACA
This is a messenger RNA of Poeciliopsis prolifica (blackstripe livebearer), 2083 nucleotides long. RefSeq names its product interleukin-1 receptor-like 1. The record is from RefSeq and is a predicted model, not a curated record. Lineage: Eukaryota; Metazoa; Chordata; Actinopteri; Cyprinodontiformes; Poeciliidae. The coding region runs from base 177 to 1844 and encodes 555 amino acids. The transcript is spliced from 12 exons. Gene Ontology annotation, biological process: signal transduction.